AUGGAUGGGGAGCUACAGAGGCUGCAGGAGCAGGUGGGGCAGCUCCAAGCAGAGAAUGAGAGACUUGCCUUGACACAAAAUGGAGGUACUGGGGACAAUGUUAGAGAAAAUGGUAUCAAACCUGCAUGGUGGGAGCAAAAGUAUCAGCAGCGAGGCUUUGCCAUUUUCCUGAGGUUUCUCUCCAAUGUGUGUAACAACCAAGUCAACUUAAAAUCAUACAGAACUGGACUAGCUGCAUAUUUUGGAGGACUGCUUAGAGUGCCAUUCACAGAAGCACAAGGUCUUUCAAUGCAUUUCCAGUCUGGCCUUGCAAAAUGCUGCUCACAACCCGAAUAUUUGUUCCAGUUUGGAGUGAAACACACAUCGGUCUCAUUGCCAGUGCUGACAACCAUCCUGUUUAAAAUCAGAUGUGUAGUGGAAGCUUGCUGCUCUGGCACUGAUGAUGCCACAGCAUGUUUAAAAGAAAAGGAAAGCAAAUUGGAAAAAAUGGCAACACUACUAUCCAAGAUGGACAGCUUCUGCUCACAUUACUUUAAACUUGAGUUGCCUACAUUCAAAAUAAUGGUCCAGCAGGAGUUCCAGGGAAAGGAGGCCAAGCACCAGGCAUGGCUUGAUUUGACUACCAGUUGUUGUUCUCAAAACUCGCCUGCACAGAUAUGCCAAAAACUGACAAAGGUGGUCAUUAAGCAUGAGGAUGAUGCUACAGCUUAA
Trichomycterus rosablanca is the source of this 711-nucleotide messenger RNA. It is a transcript of the gene gc, whose product is annotated as GC vitamin D binding protein. The coding region runs from base 1 to 711 and encodes 236 amino acids. The record is from RefSeq and is a predicted model, not a curated record. The transcript has 7 exons. NCBI's taxonomy places the organism in Eukaryota, Metazoa, Chordata, Actinopteri, Siluriformes, Trichomycteridae.